GCAUGCCUAGUUGCAUCCUGCUUAAAACUUGACGAUUUGUUACACGCGGUCGGAAACCGCUGCUUCUCGAGCUUGAUCCGAUGCGAGCUUGCGAGCCCGUUAAUCUUCGGCUGACGCUAUGAACGGAAGAAUGAUAAGGUUAUCUAAGUGCCGUUUCGCGACCGCCUCGGCACGCGAGACAUUUCUGGAGGAUUAUGCCAAGCAUCAUGUAUCCCUAUCCCCUCUGCAGCGUGUACUUCUCACGGCAGGCUCGGCGGCAAUAUCGUUGGCGAAUCCGUUUCGAGGAGACAUGAUAGCGUGUCUCGGGGAAACUACCGGUACAAAUGCCCUCGAGCAUUGUCACCGACAAAUGAAGAGUACGGCUGAGGGUCAACGUAUACUCGCGCAAAAGCCACGCAUAAACACGUCCACUGUCGAUCUCUCUUAUCUUAGAGAUCUGCCACCAGGAACCGUAGGCAGAACGUAUCGCGAUUUUUUGGACGAUAACAAUGUAUCGCCCGACGACAGAACAAUGGUGCAAUUCGUCGAUGAUACUGAACUGGCUUAUGUGAUGCAACGGUAUCGAGAGGUACACGAUAUCUUUCACGCUAUGCUUUUAAUGCCUACGACGAUGUUAGGGGAGGUAUCAGUUAAAUGGGUAGAGGCUCUACAGACGCACCUGCCGAUGUGUAUAACUGGUGCGAUAUUCGGAGCUAGUCGGCUACGUUUUAGACAAAGACAAUUGUACUUAGAUUAUCACCUUCCAUGGUCUAUAAAUACAGGAUUGAACGCAAAGCUCUUGUUAGGGAUAUAUUACGAAGAGCGUUGGGAACAGACUCUUGAAGAUUUUCACAGAGAGAUGAAUAUCACACGUCUCGUAUAAUAAAAAUAGUUAAUCGAGGGAUGAAAUUAUAGUAUUGUAGUAAUUGUGGAUAAUGUAAAUAAAUUGUCAAUCAUCAUUUAAUUAUUUGAGAUAAAACGAAAAAUAAAGUUGUGGCAAACGUU
This is a messenger RNA of Cataglyphis hispanica, 984 nucleotides long. Its product is annotated as ubiquinone biosynthesis protein COQ4 homolog, mitochondrial. The transcript has 4 exons. Gene Ontology annotation, cellular component: mitochondrion; mitochondrial inner membrane. The coding region runs from base 119 to 862 and encodes 247 amino acids. The record is from RefSeq and is a predicted model, not a curated record. Lineage: Eukaryota; Metazoa; Arthropoda; Insecta; Hymenoptera; Formicidae. Gene Ontology annotation, biological process: ubiquinone biosynthetic process.